This is a messenger RNA of Sphaeramia orbicularis (orbiculate cardinalfish), 4341 nucleotides long. RefSeq names its product limb development membrane protein 1 (gene lmbr1). The transcript is spliced from 17 exons. Gene Ontology annotation, cellular component: plasma membrane. NCBI's taxonomy places the organism in Eukaryota, Metazoa, Chordata, Actinopteri, Kurtiformes, Apogonidae. Gene Ontology annotation, molecular function: transmembrane signaling receptor activity. The record is from RefSeq and is a predicted model, not a curated record. Gene Ontology annotation, biological process: signal transduction. Bases 150 to 1628 code for a protein of 492 amino acids.
GGAGUGGGUUUCGUUCGGUGUAAACUGUCUUUUAACCAGUCAGAGCAAAUUUUGCAGCGAAGGGAGACAUUGGAGUUGAUGGUGCAUUUGCCAGUUUAACGAGCUAGCAUGUAGAGAGUCUGUAGCUUUUUGUCGUUGCAAUAUGAAGAAUGGAAGAAGACGACGUUACUAUCAGAGAGCAGAAUUUCCACAGCCAAGUUCGAGAGUACAUUAUUUGCUUCCUUCUGUUUGCCGUACUCUACAUUGUAUCGUAUUUCAUCAUAACCCGGUACAAAAGGAAAAGUGAUGAUCACGAGGAUGAAGAUGCUGUUGUCAACAGGAUAUCAUUGUACUUGUGCACCUUCACCCUGGCAGUGUCGGGUGGUGCCGUCUUCCUACUGCCUUUCUCAAUCAUUAGUAAUGAGAUCCUCCUAUCCUUCCCCAAAAACUAUUACAUUCAGUGGCUCAAUGGCUCCCUCAUUCACGGACUGUGGAACCUGGUGUCACUGUUCUCCAACCUUUGCCUUUUUGUCCUGAUGCCCUUUGCUUAUUUUUUCUUGGAAUCUGAGGGAUUUGCAGGAUCAAAAAAGGGUAUAAAGGCACGCAUUCUUGAGACAUUUGUGAUGCUCUUCCUGCUGGCUUUACUCAUUCUGGGCAUUGUGUGGGUGGCAUCAGCACUCAUUGACAAUGAUGCAGCCAGUAUGGAGUCUCUCUAUGAUCUUUGGGAAUUCUACCUACCAUACCUGUAUUCCUGUAUAUCUCUAAUGGGAGGACUACUUUUGCUGAUGUGCACACCAGUGGGAUUGUCGAGGAUGUUCACGGUCAUGGGCCAGUUACUAGUGAAGCCAACAAUCCUGGAGGACCUGGAUGAGCAGAUUUACUGCAUCCAUUUGCAGGAGGAAGCCCUUCAGAGGAGAUUAAACGGAUCUUCCUUACAUGCCUACACCAGAGUCAGCUUUGCUCACCAGCUCAACAAAGAAAUAGACAAUAUUAGAAAUCAGAGGAAUAAAUUAGAGAGGAGGAAAAAAGCAUCCGGUUGGGAGAAGAACUUGUUGUAUCCAAUAGUGAUGCUUAUCCUGCUCACAGGAACGACAAUCUCAGUUCUAAUGGUGGCAUUGAAUAUCCUGUACCUUCUAGUGGAUGAGACUGCUAUGCCUAAGGGAUCUACCGACCGAGGCAUUGGGAACACCUCUCUAUCCACAUUUGGCGUGGCUCAGGCAGUGCUGGAGAUCAUCCUCAUGUUCUACUUGAUGGUGUCCUCUGUUGUUGGAUUCUAUAGCCUGCGAGUCUUUGAGGGACUCACUCCCAGGAAGGACGACACAACCAUGACAACGAUUAUUGGUUGCUGUGUGUCAAUCUUGGUCCUGAGCUCAGCCUUGCCAGUGAUGUCCAGAACAUUAGGUAUCACCCGGUUUGACCUCUUGGGAGACUUUGGGAGAUUUAAUUGGCUGGGAAACUUUUACAUCGUCCUUUCAUACAACCUGCUGUUUGCAGUCGUGACAACGCUCUGUCUUGUGAGAAAAUUUACCUCAGCAGUACGGGAAGAGCUCCUAAAGGCCUUAGGUCUGGAUAAAUUGCAACUGUCAAACAGCCCCACAGACCCUGAAUCUGGGAAGCUCUCGGCCAACGGGCAUCAGAAAACUCUGUGAAAGGGACGAUAGAUCAACACACAUGUGCACUCGCAGACAUACACACACCUUAGCACAGCCAAAGGGAGAUUUCGACAGUACUGCCUGACUGCUGAAAGGUGAAAGGGAUUGGAAGGAACUUAAUAAACCCGGGCAGUGUCUGACGGAUGCUGCAAAUGGAGGCUGAGAGCAAUUUAGCUUCAUGACAUUCCAUCCUCUGCGUCUCGGAUGGAAGCUGGGACAGAGCCAGGGAUGAGACUGAGGAGUGAAAUAGACUGGCAUCACUGCAGUGACCUUGAUGUUGACCUCAACAGUGACUGUGACUUUAAACCACCCAUCCCUGCUUCAGGAAUACUCUUCCCCUUUUUCUUCUACAACCUCCCUGCACUAGUAAGCGGGUAUAGCAGGUGAAAUAAUGCACCUUCUGUGGUGGAUUAAGAACUUACUUUUUUUUUUUUUUUUCAAAGUCUUACAUCCCACUAAAUGGUUUCUGUUGUCAAAUUGCUUCCCAGCUCUAUUCAUACUGUAUAUAGACAGUCUUAUAUAUAAUGGCAGGAUAUGAGCUUCCAUAGAGUGCUUGCAGUUCAUGGUCUAUAAUUGUGGGUCUUUGAAAUGUGAACAGAUACUGGCAUGACAUGGUGUCAAAUCUUCAUUUUGAUUUGUUUAAACUUAAUAUGCUAAAAUAAAUAAAAUGUGCUUUGUGAAGCAUCACAAGUCAUUUACUCACACUCCUCACAGCCGGUACAUAUAUCUGCAUAACAGUAGUAAAUACAGUUUAAUAUGUAUUUAUUGGACUGUAGGUUUAACAUUCAUUCUGUCCUUUGUUUUUAAUUUGGCUUUACUCAAGUGCGCUUUAACUUCAUAGAUGAUGUCAUUGGUCUGUUUAAGGUUGGGUAAGAAAUUUUUAGGUGCUCUAGAUAAGACUUGAGGGACUCCACCGAUGGGAAAUUGUACAAGAGUUAUAUCCACUUCAGUUGCAGUGUUUUACACAUCUGUAACGGAUCCUUUGGAAGGCUAAAAUUUAAUAUGCACAUGGUAAAUAAUUAUUUGCUCAUCCAAAAAAUUUAAUGCACAGGGCACAUAAAAAAAAUUGUCUUUUUUUUUUCUUCAUUUUUGUAAAUGUUGUAUUUGCAUGUACAUAGAUUGUGUUUCAUACCUCUUUUUCAUUAUUUGGAUGUAAAUAUUGGGCUUUUUUAAGUCCACUGAGGGUCUGACUCACUGAGCAAUCAACCCAUUUUGUUUGUUGUUGUUGUUUUUUUUUUUUUUACAUCUAAAUCUGAUGCAAACAUGUAACAGUCUUCAUUUACACACCAGAGAAAAAUGUGCAACUUUGCAAAGACUUGGUGACUCAGGCCCUGUUUCUAUGUUGUAUUGCUGCAUAAUCUUCUGAACUGUGAUGUUUUCUGUCUCCAGAACCACCUGAAAUGCCUUAUACGACAAGCAUCUCGCAGGCUUAAUGUUAAGGUUGUUUCUUCUUCCUUGUUGUUUCUGUACAUGUACAGUGUAUGAACAUGUACGUUGUGAGUCUCUAGACAGUUCCACUGUGAUCCCCCUGUACGCCACCGAGUUUAAAGUCUAAAGCCAGCCGGACAUAGCAGACAUGUUUCUUGUUUUUCAAUGAAUGUUGUCACGGUAGUGCUCAUUUAGUGAGAGCCUUCACUUUGAGAAUCAUUCAUUACCCAUGAAACUUGAACACUUGCUAGGAUAGAGUUGUGUGACCUGAUGAUGCUAUUUUAACGGUGUGUUGUUGAUGUUGUGUUCUCACGGUGAAUAAUAAGUCAUAAUGAUAACAAAAAGGAUGUAAGAACAUUUUAAUUUAUAAAUGCAUUUGAUACAUUUAUCUCUCACAAACAAAACUUACACACCUUUUUUUCCUCAAAGAAAGUAAGCUGUUUAGCCACUGGUUGUUGAUAUAAGAGCAGAUGUGAAGAAAAUAUGAAGAAUGAUGUCCAAUCCAUCUUCUCAAGUAAACCGUUUGGACUAAAUGUUUUCUGUUAUCCCUGGCAUAAAAUAACUCAAUAAAAUCAAAGCAGGGCCUUUUUUUGGCUUUGGUAUAUAAUCUUUAGAUACAUUUUAAUGAAGAUUGAUUUAGAAUCAUGUUACUUCCAACAAAGAUUUACCCACUUAAAUUCUUUACUGGCAGAAACGUUUGUUCCCUUGAGUUUUGACAUGUUAUGUUUUUUCUUACAGCCAUUUUUCUAUUACCCAUGUGGAUCAUUUGUGUACUGUGAAAAAUGAAAAUGGCCCAAAAUUAUGUCAUAACAGUAAUAGUGUAAAGAGGUUAAAGAUAAUUGGACCUUUGAAUGGAACUGAAACCAAAUGUAAUUUUUGUUAACUAAAACUGCUCUGGAUUCUGGGUUCUAUUAUACCUUGGAGGAUAAGUUGUGCAGAAUACACAGGUUGUAACUCCGUACUGAAAUGUAAAAACUUUCCUGCUCACGGUAGCCUCUGCAGUGAGAAGUGACAGGCCAUUUUCUAUUGAAGCGAGCUUUUCCUGGUUGCCUUUCCAGUACAUCUCCGAGUUUUGUGAGGGGUGUAAAAGGUGACAGUUGGCCUGUACUGUAGGUAAAGCAGCUCUUCUUUUUCUGUCUUUGUCAGUUGAUCUCUGCAUGUAACUUUUGGUACAUGUUUUGUGAAUGUAUUUUUUUACAUUUUCUGAGUUUGCGAUAUGUAUGUUUCGUUAUUUUUUUGAUGUCCGUGUGUUUGCAAAUAAAAGUAGAAAAAUGCUUUGUAA